GAUGGAGUCUCAAAAUUGCAAAACCAGCCCCUGAAAUUUAUCUUUCCCCUUACCCGCAGCUCCCAGCCUUCUUCAAUUGCCGCUUAAACUUCUCCUCCGUUUCUCUCUGCAACAGUCUUUUGUCUGCUACUUAAAUUUGAGUCUAUCGAUGGAGGAUUCUAAGCUGUGUUCUUCAAGCGAGAUCAUAGAGACAGAUGAGAGCUGUACAAUAGUCCUUGAACUUCCUGAAAAUGACCCUUUUUUUGAUAAAAAGAAGAAUUUACUGCAUAAUAAGGGUUUUGAUGUCCGGGAACAUGUACAGCUCCAGAGCAUUACAUGUCCUGAUUCAAUUGCUACCAUGUUGGAAAAAAUUCUUGAGAUAGCAAGAAUUACACACUUGGAUGAGGUAGAACUUUAUUUUUGUAAAGUUGAUGAAUGUUCAUCAGUGGAAUAUUGUAGCCCCAGAAAUGAGGUGGAAGCUCUUAAUUCAAUCCUAGCACUCGUUGACAGCUUGCUGUCUCGUCAAACACGCACGGAAAUGAAUGCCUUGCAAGCCUUUCAAGAUGCAAUUGUUGAUAGGUUGGAGAAAUUUGUGGACAAGAACAGAGAGGAGAGUAGAAUAGAUAAAAGCUACAGUUGUGACAAAGAAAAAAGGAUAGCAGAAUGGGGUGAAAUCAAUGGCAUAAAAUCAAGAUUGGAGAUUGUCUAUGUUGAAGGAGCUGGUAGAGGAGGCAUUGCAACAAAAGAUCUGAAAGUUGGGGAUAUUGCCUUGGAGAUUCCUGUGUCUAUUAUAAUUUCUGAGGAUCUUGUGCAUCAAUCUGACAUGUUUCAUAUAUUGGGGAAGAUUGAUGGGAUCUCAUCUGAGACUAUGUUGUUGCUAUGGAGCAUGAAAGAGAGGCAUCAUUGUAAUUCAAAAUUCAAGAUUUACUUUGAUACACUGCCAAAAGAAUUUAAUACAGGGCUGAGCUUUGGAGUUGCUGCAAUUAUGGCUUUGGAUGGAACUUUGUUAUUAGAGGAGAUAAUGCAAGCAAAAGAGCAUUUGCGCAAUCAUUAUGAUGAGUUGGUUCCUGCACUAUGCCAUAAUUAUCCAGACGUAUUUCCACCAGAGCUCUAUACAUGGGAGCAGUUCUUAUGGGCUUGUGAACUCUGGUACUCCAAUAGCAUGAAAGUCAUGUUUCUUGAUGGAAAGCUAAGGACUUGCUUGAUUCCUAUUGCAGGCUUUCUUAACCAUUCACUCCACCCACAUAUCAUUCACUAUGGCAAAGUAGAUUCUAUAACAAAUACAUUGAAAUUCCCACUGUCAAGGCCUUGCCGUAUUGGACAACAAUGCUGUCUUAGCUAUGGGAACUUCUCUAGUUCACAUCUACUUGCAUUCUAUGGCUUCAUACCACAAGGAGACAAUCCAUAUGAUGUAAUUCCAUUAGAUUUUGAUGCUGGUGAGCUGGACCCUAUAGAGGAUUGCCCGGUGUCUAGCCAAACUACUCACAUGGUCCGGGGUACAUGGCUCUCAAAGAACCAUAAUCUAUUCCAUUAUGGUUUGCCAUGUCCAUUGCUAAAUUUUCUACGGAGAGCUCGGAGUCCUACACUGCACACUAAGACCAUUACGCAAUCAAACUUGGAAAUAGAAAUAGAAAUUCUGGAAGUCCUGCAGUCCACUUUCAAUAAUAUGAUGGAAAAUCUUGGUGACACUGACCCCGUUGACAGAGAAAAUGCUACUUGGGAUGUUAAGCUGGCAUUAGAAUUCAAAGAUCUGCAAAGACGAAUCGUCUCCUCGAUUUUAACUUCAUGUGAUUCUGGUCUCAAGUUGGUGCAAAAUGAAUUUUCCAGGUCUGUAGUCGAGGAGUGAGCACCGAGUACAACUUUUAGCUGUGGAUUAGAUGCGCUUGCUUGAAGCAUCAUAUCUGUCUGCAUACCAGAAAACUGAAAAAUAUGGUAUGUACAGCAGACUCAGAUAAAUUUUGUGUUAGGACUACGCUGCAAGGUUAAUUACCUAUCAGAAUCUCUACUGUUUGGAAAGUCUAAAAACGAAAGAAUUAAAUUCAAUUUGACCAUUUAUAAUCAAUUUAUCUCAAAAGUAAUAUGAUAUUGCAAGAAUUCAAUUUAUUUAAUGAACUAUCCUGUUAAAGUCUCCAAAAUGCCCCCAUUAAUAUUUGUUUCUUUGUAAAUAAGGAUAAAUGAUAUGGGACACAUCUUGCCCAACAUGCAUGUCUAGCCUAGCAAGCAAACUUAGCCAACGAGGAGUAUUAAUUUGUAUUUAGUUUUCCAAGGAGUAUUUAUUGGAAUAUUAAUUUUCCUACUUAUUAGCUAAGUAUACUCUUCAAGUAUUUGGUAAUUUAUGUAAUAGUUGUUGAAAAAGUAGAACUCUAUUAUAAAUGUAUAGCCUUGGAGGCAUCAUGAAUCAUACAUCAAUAUAAUUUCAGAGGUUUUUUCCUAA
Molecule: messenger RNA, 2413 nt
Organism: Hevea brasiliensis (rubber tree)
Lineage: Eukaryota; Viridiplantae; Streptophyta; Magnoliopsida; Malpighiales; Euphorbiaceae
Exons: 12
Coding region: 149-1825 (558 amino acids)
Biological process (GO): peptidyl-lysine monomethylation
Cellular component (GO): nucleus
Molecular function (GO): protein binding; protein-lysine N-methyltransferase activity
Source: RefSeq, a predicted model, not a curated record